CGCAGCAUGUAAGACUUAAGGAGCCGUUUUUUUGAUGAAUUUUGAAAUUAGAGCAUCCAAAUAUAGCCCACAAUAGUUAAAAAGUAUGUAUUUGCAUGCAUGAGAUAACUCUAGGGUUUUUUUUAAUUUAUGGUGGGUGCAAAAAAGUUUGGAUUCUUUUUGUAAGUGGGUGUUAUGGAGGGAGAGGGAGAGGGUGAAGAAGAUUCAUCGCCAUCACCAGAACAUCUAGAUUGUGGAGGAAGUCGAUCUGCUUCUGUUUUAGGCGUUGGAAUUAUAGUUCUCUUUGCUUUUCUUGCACUGCCCUGCUAUUUUACGCCUCCAAUUUGCAUGGUUUACGUUGGAAUCUGUUGGAGUGGAGUCGGUAUUCCCUCACAUGGACAGCCAGCUCCGCUAAUUAAUCCGUAAGAUAUUUCUGGAAUCUGUCUUUUUUCUCUCUCUGCCUCUGUAUUAAUGUUUGUCAAACCCUAGCUAUUGCAUGCACACGAAAGCAAAAUGGAAAACAAAACGAGCGUUAAGGCGGACAUGGAUUACGGUAAGGAGGAACGCAUGACAGAAGGAGGCGGCGAGGAUGCGGAGGAGCGGGGUGGGAGUCUGGUGGGGAGGUUUGUGAAGAAGGACUUUGGAGAAUAUGGGGUGUUUGUUGGAAAGGUGGCUUACUGCGUAAAGGGUUUUUAUAGGGUUAAUUACGAGGAUGGGGAUAGGGAGGAUUUGGAGCGUCAUGAGCUGCGUGAGAUUUUGGCUUCUCAGGAAGAAAUGGAAGGUGAAUUGAAGGACAGGAAGGUUAAAUUGGAGGGGAGACGGCGGGGUAAGGGAGCAAAAGGGAGCCGUGCUAAGAAAAGUGUUGCGAGGAGUGAAGGCUCGAAUCCUGGCGGUAGUUUACCGGAAUGCACAGGUCUAGGGGAAAAUGCUGGGGCUGGAACGGGAAUUGUUGCGAAUGCUGGAAAAACCAGUGAAAUCCUUACAGGGAAAAUCGCAGAGCCGGUUGAAAUUGUGAAACAUGUGGAGGCAGCUGAAUCUGUAGAGCCUGGUGAAGCUUCUGAGGCUGGUAAGGCUCCCGAGGCAGAAAGUGAUUAUCAUGUGGCUGGAGUCAACAUUGAAGAUGCAGAUAAGGCUACAGAGCCAGGUAAUAUUAUGGAAGCAUGUGGAAUUAUAGAGGCUGGUAAAACAUUAGAGCCAGGUACAUUAGGAGAGGUAGAAUCAAAUUGUGUGGCUCAGGAUUCAGCACGUAAGCGGCGGGGUAGGCCAAAGAAAAAUUCUGACAAUGCUAAGCAGCCUGGGGAAAAACCACCUGGGCAGGCGAAAAUCAAAUUGGCUGGCAUAGAGCUUUCUCAGAAGCGAGGAAGAGGAAGACCUAGAAAGGAUGCCAUUGUUGUAGCUCCUCAAUACAAUGCAAAUGAAAAGAAAUUAAAUUUAUGCAAGAGUAAAGAGAUUCCUUCUGAGAAACUGGGUCUGCCUUUUCAAUCAAAGAAGCGUGGUAGAAAAAAAAAGUCUCGAACUGGAUCCAAGUCUUGUGCACAGGAGCUUGAUGCUUCCGAGGAAUCUGAAGAUUGCAGUUGGGACAAAGAAUUGUUGCAUCCAAGUGCAAAGAGGAGUAAGAGUGGGCAGAGGAAGAGUGCUAGUCCUAGAUUGAGUGAGUCUCACAUUGAUGAUGAUAACCUGAGCCCAGAGGAGAGCUUUGUUGUUAGUAAUGAAGGCAUUGAAGAGGAUAAUCCAUGCCAAGAAGCGAGCUUCAUUGUUAGCAAUGAAGAGGUCUCUUCUGCUGAUGAGACCUUUGACAGUAAUGAUAUGGACAUAGUUUCACUGUCACCUAAACCUAUUGACAAUCUGCUUCCUCCGAUUUCGCCUCUGCCUCAAUCUUCAGGAGAUAUUCCUUUACCAGAUAAUUCAGUUCCUGACCUUUUAUCUGUUUAUGCCUUUUUAAGAUCAUUUAGUGAUCUCUUAUUUUUGAGCCCAUUCUCUCUAGAUGAUUUUGUGGGAGCAUUGAAUUUCAAGACAACAAAUUCACUUCUAGACAGCGUACAUGUUUCUCUUCUACGGGCUUUGAGACGACACCUAGAAAUGCUUUCAAAAGAAGGAAAUGACAUGCCAGUAAAAUGUUUGAGGCAACUGAAUUGGGAUUUCUUAGAUGCAGUGACAUGGCCAGUUUAUUUGGCAGAAUAUCUUCUAAUGCAGGGCACUAAUGGAAGGUUUGGGCAGAAGAUUGCUAAUCUAAAAAUUCUGGAUGGUGAGUAUUAUGGGAUAAUGCCAUCUAUAAAGCUUGCAAUUUUACAAUUUCUUUGUGAUGAUGUCAUGGAAGCUGAAGAAUUUAGGACAAAAGUUGAUAUGCGGAUGGGCCCUGAACGUGACAUUGAUGCUGAUGGGAAAAUGGACUUGUCUUCCACUCCAAGUGAAUUGUUUGCAGGAAAUCCCUGGCAUUCAAAAAGCAAGAGGAUUUCUUGUAGCAAAGGGAAUUUGCAGAAAACUUCGUAUGAGGACACAAAUUCCAUUUCAGAGAAUUCAAUCAUCCAGAACAAACAUAGAUUUUCAAAUAAUGAACAAGUGGAGCUUACAACUCUUGAGGUGAAUGAUGCACAAGAUUUUAACAGUGAUGAAUGCCGCCUAUGUGGAAUGGAUGGAAAUUUGCUUUGUUGUGAUGGUUGCCCUUCUGCAUAUCAUUCUCGUUGUGUUGGUGUUUCAAGAGCUUAUCUGCUUGAAGGUGCAUGGUAUUGUCCAGAGUGUGUGGUAAAGAAAACUGAUGCCCUGGAAUUGAAAGUAUUGGAGACGUUGAAUGGAGCUGAGAUGUUUGGCAUUGAUCCAUAUGGGCGUGUAUUCUUUGGAAGUUGUGGCUAUCUUAUAGUGUCAGAUUCCAUUUCAAGUCCAACGGCUUUGUACAGGUAUUAUAAUAGAAGUGAUUUUUCAAAGUUAUUUGAGGCAUUAGAUUUGUCAUUUCCCUUCUACAAUGACAUGAGAACUGCGAUUCUACGGUACUGGAAUAUCCCAGACAAGAUGAAUGAUUCAGCUUACCUUCAAAAUUCAGAUAUGAUUUCUGGCAAUAGCCAUCAGGAGUUGUCUUUUCCAUGUAUCCACGAGUAUCCAGUAAAUUGCAAAGAGGCUAGUGCAUUAGGUGUUACAAGUGUGAGUACUGAAUUAAAAGCUGGAAAAAAUGAUAGUACACUUGAUCAUGAGUGUCUACCUGAUUUGUACACAACAGGUUGGAAGAUGGAUGAUAAAUUAUUGGUAACACUUCUCAAUAAAACUAAAGAAAUUGAGCCUACAUCUGGUCAAUUGGAUCGGCAAGUUGUUCUGUAUGGUUCAGUGGAUAAAAAUGCAGAAGAAUGUGAAAGUAUUUUGGAGCAACAGGAAGCUGGACAGUUACUACCUGUUAAGAGUAGUUCAGUACAUGUACCACAACUGAGAAACCUGAAUGUAAAUGACAUGACAGUGGCCCAGAUAGAUGCGAAUAAAUCCAAUUCUCCCCCUAAUUAUGGGCAAAUUAAUACCAUCGAUAGAACAGGUCUGAAGUUGGAUACUAAAUCAAGCUUCAAACCAAAUGCCUAUAUCAAUCAGUAUGCUACAGGUGAUAUUGCUGCAUCGGCAGCUGCUAGUCUGGCUUCGAUGAAUGGAGCUUUAAAAAAAACAUUCGCAGCAAGAAUGCAAGAACACAUAAAAGCAUUUUCAAAGGUAUCUGGUCAAUUCUACUGGCCAAAUCAUGGGAAGAAAACAAUGGAACCACCAAAGGAUAGAUGUGGUUGGUGCAUUUCAUGCAAAUUGCCUUCAACUUGCCGCAGAGCAUGUUUGCUAAAUGUGGCAGCAUGUAAUGUUAUGGCAGGUGCUGCGAAAGUGCCUGGGGGUCUACGCCCAACAAAGAAAGGAGGGGGCCAUCUUGCAGCAGUUGCAGCCUAUGUACUACAUAUUGAAGAUUGCCUACAUGGGUUGAUGGUUGGUCCAUGGGAGAUUUCAGACUACAGAAAAUAUUGGCGAAAGCGUGUUGAGCAGGCCUCAACUGCCAGGGAAAUUGCAACACCAUUACUAGAACUUGAGCAAAAUAUUCGUCACAUUGCUCUAGCACCGGGUUGGACAAAACAUGUAGAAGAUCCAUCCUCUGUGGUUUCCUCUGUUCAUCUAUUUGCAAGUGGUUCUAUGCCAACUCCAAAGCGGGGAUGCAGUGGAAGGCGACAACAGAAAAACAUUGCUUCCUCCAUAACAGUGACUAAUCCAAACAAUUCUGGAGGCUUCGGAAUUUAUUGGUGGAGAGGUGGAAAGGUAUCUUACCAAGUUUUCCAGCAGGGUGUAUUACCAUGUGCUACAGCAAGGCAAACUGGACGGCAAGGUGGUUUAAAGAGAAUACCUGGAGUUUCAUACGCAGAAGGUACUGAUAUACCUAGAAAAAGUAGACAUUAUGUUUGGCGAGCAGCUGUAGAAAAGGCUACAAGUGUGGCACAGCUUGCAGUCCAGGUUAGAUAUCUGGAUGCUUAUGUCAAAUGGGAAGAUCUCGUAUCUCCAGAAGAUCAUUCUCAAGAUGUUAAAGCAGCAGUAGGCAAGGAGGUUGAUUCUUUCAGGAUCGCUGUUGUUUGCGAGAAGAAAUAUGAAUCUGGAGAGGUUAAGUAUAUGUUGGAUUUUGGAAAUCACAUGAAUAUUCCGAUUUCUAUUCUCAAACAUGCUAGAAAGGUUGAAGAUACACAAGAUGGCAUGAACAGAUACUGGUUAGGAGAUGUUCAUGUGCCUCUGUACCUAGUAAAGGCUUUCGAAGAGAGAAUACUCCAGGAUUGCCCACAGAAUGGCUGUAAACAAGAUUGGAAGGAUCAAAUCAGUAAAACACAUGGAAUCAGAAAGGGCAUAUUCCCAUUUUUUGUGUCCAAGGCAGAUUCGCACAAGACACACUCAUGUGGCUGUUGCACGGUGGAUUCAUUGUUCAGGAAAUCGGAUACAUGCAGUUCAUGUGAAGGUUCCAUCCAUUGUGAAUGUGCAGGAGGUACUGAUAGGCUAGAAAGAUCUGAAUUCAGUUGCUACAAGAGCUAUGAUAUGAAACCAGUUGAAAGAGGAGAUACUGAUAUCAUUCUUAUGGCUCGAUCAAAUACUGCACAACAGAAUCUUCCUGGUGUCAAUAUGAAUCCAACAUAUAGGAGGAAAUCCAGUAUUUCCUAUGAUCCAAAUGGCUUAGCAUGGAAGAAGAAUAACACUGAGGAAUUAGAGAAUUUUGUAAAGAACAAGAUUCUUCCUGCUUGUGCUAGUAAUGUGUGUGUUUCAGAUGGUCCUGAGUGCUUUACUUGUCGCGAGGCUUACAAUCCAAAGCUUAUGUAUAUAGGAUGCAAUUUCUGCACAGCUUGGUUUCAUGGAGAUGCUUUUGGACUCAAUCAAGAAAAUGUGAUUGAAUUGGUUGGAUUUAAGUGUCACAGAUGUAGGAAAAAGAGUUCACCGAUAUGCCCAUAUAAAAGAGAACGAAUUGACAAAAAGGGUCACUCUGCUAGGCGAGAGAAGUUGCCAGUUAAAAGAUCCCAAAUGAAAGUAAGUAAACGCAUAAGCCAGGAUUUAAAUACACCAGAUGGCAAGCGUUUGAAAGUAAUGCAUAGUGAGUCAGGGCAAACUCUAAAUGAGCCUUGGAAAAUUUUAAAUGGUGAAGAGAAGCAUGCUUCAAUCAAGUUUGAGCCUGAUUCAAAGGACACAUUACAUGAUCUGUUAAAAUACAAUCAACAGAUACAUGGAACAAUUGAAUCUGAACCUGAAAUGAAGCCUGCACCUGAGGCUUUUGUGUUGGAUAUCAAUCAGUCAGGCGGAGAGUUAAAAGUAUUUCAAUGCCCUGAAUUUUAUCAUGGAACUAUCAAAUCUGAGUCUGAUUCGAAGCAUGUGCCCGAGACUUCACUGUUGGAUAUUGAUCAGGCAGAUUCAAAUUUUCUGAAAUUCCAGCAUUCAGAACUAAGUUCUAUUGGCACAGAAGCUUUUUGUAUGCAAGAAGACAAGGGCUUUUCUUCUACAGAUUGGGCACCUCAUAAUCAAAAAAUUGAGGUGAGGGACAUCAUGCCCACCACGCUGGAACCUUAUCCUGAGAAUGAGCCACUUUUUACCUUCACAGAAUUGCUGGCAUGUGAAAAUGAUCAAAUGGAAGAUCUUGUUGAUCUCUCUCAAGGUAUUGUUGGGAGUUGGUCUGAUGGUUUGUCUACACGCAAUGAGUUAAAUAUGGAUUCUCAGCACCAGGAUCUCAUGAUCUCAUCAAACAUUUCACACACUCAACUAGAAAAUGAAUCGCUACAGGAAAAUAUCAUGGAUUUUCAAUCAAAUGAUGCAGCCAACUCAGUAGUCUCAGACGAAACACAAUUUUAUACUGUAGACAGUACAGUAAGCUAUGAUGAACUAGGGAAUACAUGUAAAGUCUGUGGCUUCACUGUUUUUCAUUCUGGCUAUCAGUGCAAGGUCUGCGGGGUAGCAAUUCAUCAGCAUUGUUCUGAAUUGCAACGUUUAGAUGUUUGGACUGGUUCUGGAUGGACAUGUAAUAAAUGCCAGGGUGGUUUGGAUGAAGGCCAAAGGGAUUAACCUCUAAUGAGUUGCAGUAUUUUUUGCAAAGUUUUUGCUGGAAAAGUUUUGGUUGAGUAGUUUUCUUAUGUGUUGACUCUUGGAGUUAAUUCCUCAUUUUCCAGAUAUUACCUUUAGGAGGAUAUAUCUGUGUAGCAGUGUAGCAUGCAAUUAAAUUAGCCUCUGGAACCUCAUGUCUAGCAUUUUCUGUAAAUUCAUUUUGCUGGAAACUGGCAGUUUAUGUCGUCACCUGAGAUAGUACUGCACAUUCAUUAAUUAGAAGAUUCCAAAUGUGCAAAUUAGCAGGUUCCAAAAGUUAGGUAAGCAACUAUUCAUGCCAUGUGGAGGAUAUCACCGAUCUUAUUACUCUUCAGCAUUUUCAGUGAUUUGGAUGGCUGUUUCAACUCCAGAACUGUUUCAGAAGGCUUCUGGAUUUGCCUCGAGACAAUAGCAGAUUUAUCCAUUCCACAGAUUAUGGGGAUAACAUAAAUGUGUACCCAGAAAAGUUUUGACGAUAAACACGGGUUAAUAUUCCUGUUUUGAUAAAUCCAUCAUAACAGUUUUACCAUGGGAAGCGAGAAGAAAACUAUGCAUAAGGUUGCCUCACUUAGAAACAUAUUACAUUUUUCCAACAAUUUUGCUGUACAUAUAUGUGGUUAACCUGCAGGUGCUGUUUUCGUUCCAGAACAUGCUCUGUCUGGUUUACUAACCUGUGCAAAAUGUAUAAUUAUCUCAUUUUUACCUCAUAAAGGAGAGGUCAAGUACUCUUCUGAGACAUGUCUUGAGGUUAUGUAAAUGGUGGAGGUGGUCUUGGCAUUAUCCAUAUAGAUUUCUUCAAUCAAUAAUUUACAGCUAUUGAUUAUGGGUUCUGAUCAAGAAAAGGUCAGAGCUCAUUCAACAUCGGAACAAUAUACCUGCAAUUUUGCACGUCAAGAAUUCUUUUAGAGAAAAAGUUAUCCAAUUAGUGUAUUAUGUGACUAAAAUGUGCCAAUAUAUUUUCAUGAGAUUUUCCUCAUACAAAGUCAAAAUUUUACUUAUGCCUUUGUAUUCGUUUGCGUUUAGAAUUAAGGAAUUGUGCCCGAGUUUCACUGGUUUGAUGCCGAUGAGAAAUUGUGCAUCCAUUUCGUCGUUGGUUUUAUUUUAUUGAUAUAUUGUUCAUUCA
Messenger RNA from Cryptomeria japonica (Japanese cedar), 7648 nucleotides. RefSeq names its product DDT domain-containing protein PTM. Bases 493 to 6507 code for a protein of 2004 amino acids. The record is from RefSeq and is a predicted model, not a curated record. The transcript is spliced from 10 exons. NCBI's taxonomy places the organism in Eukaryota, Viridiplantae, Streptophyta, Pinopsida, Cupressales, Cupressaceae.